Messenger RNA from Pygocentrus nattereri (red-bellied piranha), 2456 nucleotides. It is a transcript of the gene galca, whose product is annotated as galactosylceramidase a. Gene Ontology annotation, cellular component: lysosome. Gene Ontology annotation, biological process: galactosylceramide catabolic process. Bases 265 to 2247 code for a protein of 660 amino acids. The record is from RefSeq and is a predicted model, not a curated record. NCBI's taxonomy places the organism in Eukaryota, Metazoa, Chordata, Actinopteri, Characiformes, Serrasalmidae. Gene Ontology annotation, molecular function: galactosylceramidase activity. The transcript is spliced from 18 exons.
CGCAGCAGAGACGUUCUGUGACAGUUUGAUGCUGCACUAUUUAAAGUGGAGAGUGGGGCGUUUUUAUUUCGAGCCAUUAGUGAUUAUUUAUGCUUUUCAGACAUCUGAUUGGACUCUCGGUUGAUAUGUUGACAGGGUGUAGGCGCUCUUGAACACGACCCAGCGUGCUGAGGCUGAGAGUCACGUUAUCUGACAAGGAAGCUUCAGCGGUUCAGACGGCUCGUUGCCUGUUCGGCAGCCUCUGGUUACAGAAACGAGGCUGCGAUGAUUCCACCCGGAGCCCUGCUUCUCCUCCUAUGCUGCUUCUCCAUGUGUCUGGCUGAGGUUUAUGUCCUGGACGACAGUAUCGGACUGGGGAGAACCUUUGAUGGCAUUGGAGGCUUGAGUGGAGGAGGGGCCACUUCACGGCUGCUGGUCAACUAUCAAGAACCGUAUAGGAGUCAGAUUCUGGAUUACCUCUUCAAGCCCAACUUUGGAGCUUCACUGCACAUUCUUAAAGUGGAAAUAGGCGGCGAUGCCCAAACCACAGAUGGUACAGAACCUUCACACAUGCAUGAUGAGAAUGAUGAGAAUUUUUUCCGUGGUUACGAGUGGUGGCUUAUGAAAGAAGCCAAGAAGAGGAACCCAAACAUCACUCUCAUUGGUCUGCCCUGGGCAUUCCCAGGAUGGAUAGGUCACGGGACCAACAGGCCAUACACCUUUCCAGAUGUUACUGCUAAAUAUGUUGUGUCAUGGGUCAUUGGAGCAAAACAACAUCAUGACCUUGAUAUUGAUUACAUAGGGAUUUGGAAUGAAAAGCAAUUUGAUGCAAAGUACAUCAAGGUGCUUCGAGGCAUGCUAGAUAGAGUCGGUUUAGUAAAUGUGGGCAUUAUAGCUGCAGAUGGGAACUGGGACAUUUCAAAAGCGCUGCUGCUUGAUCCAUAUCUCAGUGAUGCUGUUGAAGUGAUUGGUGUUCACUACCCAGGAACCACUACAGUACCAGAGGCCCUGCUCACUGGGAAGAGGCUUUGGUCCUCUGAAGAUUACAGCACAUUUAAUAAUGACAUUGGUGCAGGCUGUUGGGCUCGUAUUCUGAACCAGAACUACGUCAGUGGCAUGAUGACCUCGACCAUUUCUUGGAAUCUGAUAGCAAGUUAUUAUGAAGAUCUCUCUUUUGGCCGAGAUGGUUUGAUGACAGCGGAAGAGCCAUGGAGUGGGAACUAUGUGGUGGAAGCCCCAAUAUGGAUCACUGCUCACACAACUCAGUUUGCACAGCCAGGCUGGAAAUAUCUGUCCACUGUGCGGCACCUCGCUCAGGGUGGAAGUUAUGUGGCAUUAACAGAUGGCAAAGGCAACCUCACAGUUAUCAUUGAAACUAUGACCCACAAUCACUCUCAAUGCAUACGGCCUCCCCUCCCGCCUUACAGCGUUUCGCCUCAGACGGCAACUUUCCAGCUCAAAGGUUCCUUUGCUGCGCUCACUGAGCUCCAGCAGUGGCACUCGAAAUUUGAUUUUGAGACCAAAAAGGAUGUGCUGUUCAAGCACACUGAUCCAAUUAAGGUCCAAGAUGGAUAUUUUACCUUGAAGUUGGGUGUUGAUGAAGUUUACACAAUCACAACAGUGUUCAGUGGACAAAAAGGCCACUACCCUGAUCCCCCCAUCUCUGCACCAUUCCCCAAGAAAUAUUUUGAUGACUUUGAUGUCCGUAACCCUCCCUUCUCAGAGGCUCCAUAUUUUGCUGAUCAAACUGGAGUGUUUGAAUACUUCACAAACCUCACAGAUCCAGGACCGCACGUCUUCACAUUUCGCCAGGUCAUCAGCCAGCGGCCAGUCACAUGGGCUGAAGAUGCCAACCAGACCGUCAGUGUUAUAGGAGACCACAGUUGGCAAAACCUGACCGUGGCAUGUGACAUCUAUAUUGAGACUGUGAAUGGAGGCAUUUUCCUUGCAGUUAGGGUGGAUCAAGGAGGAGAAUCAGUGAGGAAAGCCAUGGGUGUCUUUUAUUGGGUAUUUGGAAAUGGCACAUACAAAGUGACCAAUGACAUAGGUGGACAGAAAGUUCUUGCUGAAGGAUUAUCAGGGACAAGACCAGGUGUUUGGCACACAUUAACUCUCACUGUAAAGGGUGAUCAUGCCUUUGGGAUGCUGAAUAAUUAUCCUCUAUGGAAGAAUGUUGUAGUACAUCAACCAAAGAAUGGCUGGGCUGCUAUAGGAACUCACUCCUUUGAAUUUGCACAGUUUGAUAACUUUCUGGUGAAUGCAGACUGAUCCCCAGCUACUUCAGAAUCUACAAAAUACAAAAUGUGCCUAUUUGAACAUCAUAACACUGUAAUGAUUUUUAUACCUGUGUGUGUGUGUGUGUGUGUGUGUGUGUGUGAAAUUCUUGAUUUUUCAAGUUCUAUAAAAAUCAAUGAAUGUAAUUUAAGGAGGUAAAGGAUUAUGAAUAUUAUGUAAUAAAAACCUCAUGAUUCAGAAAA